Molecule: messenger RNA, 2556 nt
Organism: Haliotis rufescens (red abalone)
Lineage: Eukaryota; Metazoa; Mollusca; Gastropoda; Lepetellida; Haliotidae
Product: mucin-5AC-like
Exons: 7
Coding region: 86-2038 (650 amino acids)
Source: RefSeq, a predicted model, not a curated record
UCAAGGAGUUAUUUUAUGCUAGCUAGUCCCUGUAGACUGCACUUCCUCGUGAGGUGGACCACAGGGUAGAGAUGUCGGAUGGUUUAUGUUGGAGUACACAAUUUUGGAUGUCUCAAUGACAAUGAUGCAUAGAAGAAAUCUAAUCAUGGUUCUGCUUAACCUUGCGGUGUGCUCUACUCAUGCACUGACGGACACAGACUGCCCUGGGGGAGUGGCUCUUCUUGGAUCAGAAUACACAAUAGAAGGUGACAGAAGCAACUAUACAGGCUUUAUAUGGGUACGACCAACUGAUGGCCGGUAUGUCGUCACCUGCAACCCCAGCUGCAGCCCGGUGGCUGGGUACAGUGCAACAAUGAACGACACACACUCUACACUCACUAUACACAGUGUUGGGUUGCAAGAUGUUGGAACGUGGAGGAAUGUGGAUGCGACCAUAACUGAACCCAUCCCUGUCGACGUGUGUCAACUGACGACAGCUAGGAUCCCACAAUGUAACAUCAGCAGUGACGAGGACACUGACUCCCUGGAACCUGGAGCACAGCUGACUUUAACAGUAAACAUCACAGGCUACUACUGUUCUCGGGAGGCGGGCUUUGAUCUGACAACUGGUGCUGUGACUGAAGCGUUGACCACGAAACACAACGUCAGUGAUGUAUCAAACUCAACCCUUAACACAACCUUCAACGUAGAUAUCACCCGAUUAGGCGAUGUGUCGAUAAACUUCAUAUGUGACAGAAGUUGGACUCUUACUGGUAACGGUGUUCAGAAGCUACUGAAAACACCGCCACAGUGCAACAUCAGCAGCGACACGGACACCAACGCACUGGAACCUGGCACUAAUCUCACCCUGACAAUAGACAUCCAGAACUACUACUGUUCUCAACAAGCUGGAUUUUAUCUGACGACUGGACGCAUAAACAACGCACUCCUAGAAAACCAGACAAUGGACAAUAUCACUGAUGCUGUCCUAGCCCAGCCCUUGAAUGUCACAGCCGAUCACUUUGGAGACGUCGAUGUCAUAUUCCUGUGUGACAACAUCACCAGAACACUUAUCUGUGCCGGAGUUGACAAGUUGAGUGAAGCAGCACAGACGACAGAAACAACUCCAGUCACAGUACCCGAUGUAACGACCACCAGUGCCGACACCUCCACGGUACCAACCGAGAAACCGUCCACCUCCAAUAGACCGACGUCCGAGCCCAGCAGACCGACGUCCACGCCCAGCAGACCCACUGCUACUGAAGACACAGACACUCCAACUGAUGCUACUCUAGGCCUUGCUAUCGGACUGUCUCUGCCUGCUGCCGUCUUACUUAUACUCGCUGUCGUCUUCAUUGUCCGCUAUCGUAAUUUAAUAGGAAAAUACAUCGUCACAACACGUGAUAGUGACUUCAAACAGACCGACGUCCAUGCCCAACAGACUGACGUCCACGCCCAACAGACUGACGUCCACGCCCAACAGACCGACGUCCUCUCCCAACAGACCGACGUCCUCUCCAAACAGACCGACGUCCACGCCCAACAAACGACGUCCACGCCCAACAGACCGACGUCCACGCCCAACAGACCGACGUCCACGCCCAACAGACCGACGUCCUCUCCCAACAGACCGACGUCCUCUCCCAACAGACCAACGUCCACGCCCAACAGACCGACGUCCACGCCCAACAGACCGACGCCCACGCCCAACAGACCGACGUCCACGCCAAACAGACCGACGUCCACGCCCAACAGACCGACGUCCACGCCCAACAGACCGACGUCCACACCCAACAGACCGACGUCCACGCCCAACAGACCGACGCCCACGCCCAGCAGACCGACGUCCACGCCCAACAGACCGACGCCCACGCCCAGCAGACCCACUGCCACUGAAGACAGAGACACUCCAACUGAUGCUACUCUAGGCCUUGGCGUCUUACUUGUACUCGCUGUCGUCCUCGUUGUCCGCUAUCGUCAUGUAAUAGGAAAAUACAUCGUCACAACACGUGAAAAGGACCCUAAAUAUAUCAAAAUCAAAUUUGUAAACUAUUACUAACUGCAAAAUGUUUGAAGUCAAAUAACUGAUUCGCGAAUUAUUUUUAUUACAGACAUUUCAACUUGCUGGCUGUACGAAGUGCUUGCACGGUAAAGUUCUAAACAGUUCAGCAGCAUCAGUGGAUGAAUGAGUAAAUAUCAUUUUAAGCAGCUUUUACCAAUAGUCCAGCCACAUCACGGCGGUGACAACAGAAGCAGGAUUACCACAAAAAUACGAAUCAGGCUUUAUUAUUUUACCAGGACAGUGUGUUUUCUUUUAAGCAACUUUCAUAAACUUCCCCCCAUUAAGAAGACGCAUAUGAUAAAAAUGUGCCAGUCAUGUGUGUUUUAAAUUGCCUGAAACAAUAUAUUGUUAUUGCAGACAUAUAUACCACUAAAGGAGUUCAUGUCAUCAACAUUUGUAGGUAACUCACUGUAUUUCAUUAUGUAUAUUUUCUGAUGAAAAGCCAUUUCGAACAUUUAACAUAUAUAUUUUGUGUAUACUCAGAAACAGAUAUGCAAUUAAACUUGUUGUGUGUG